This is a messenger RNA of Thunnus maccoyii (southern bluefin tuna), 3485 nucleotides long. RefSeq names its product colony stimulating factor 3 receptor (granulocyte) (gene csf3r). Bases 264 to 2774 code for a protein of 836 amino acids. The transcript has 18 exons. Lineage: Eukaryota; Metazoa; Chordata; Actinopteri; Scombriformes; Scombridae. Gene Ontology annotation, biological process: cytokine-mediated signaling pathway. The record is from RefSeq and is a predicted model, not a curated record. Gene Ontology annotation, molecular function: cytokine receptor activity; protein binding. Gene Ontology annotation, cellular component: external side of plasma membrane.
UAUGUCCUCCAAUCUGAGCUGCACUAAGCCACACUGUUUCAUCUAGAUCUAUCCGGGCUGAUGAGAGCCUCUCGUCUUUCUGGGUCUGCUGCAGCUGCUGUGCACAGACUUCACCAAAAGGCAGGUUAUUGUGGACUGAAGACAGCGAUCUGCCUCACAGAGAGACAGGCCUUCACAUCAUGUUGUUGGUGAUGCUUUGUGAACUGGGAACCAGAAUUCAAUGAAUUUUUAAACGUUCAUGUUUGUGGAAUGGUUUUAUCAUCAUGAUAUCCACAUGGGUGUCAGUGAUUGUCAUGCUGGUGGCAUUUGUGAAUGGAGCCAGAAACAAGGAUGACAUACAGCCAUGUGCGAAGGUCCAGACGUCCAGCUCAACGGUGCCUUUGGGGUCACCUGUCACAGCCACCUGUGUCAUUAGAGAUGACUGCCCUCUGGUCAUUGGACAAGCUGUUCAUAUUGAGUGGCGCCUUGGCGAUCAUUUUCUUCCCAGCAGCCCUGUGGCUGCUGAGAGCGGCAGGAUUUCCGAGGUUGUUAUACCAAGCUUCAAUCACACCAAGGCAAUCCUCACUUGCUGUGUCCAGGCCUCACCCAUUCAAAUAGUAGGAGGAGUGGAGAUCAGAGCUGGAUAUCCACCACCAGCACCCCAAAACCUCAGCUGUCAGACAAACCUCACUACCCCAAAUACCUUGACCUGUAACUGGGACCCCAGGCAGCAGGACACCCACCUCCUCACGAAGUACAUCCUCUUCACAGAGAUAUGGGAUUCAAAGGAGAACCACACUUACAAUCUGCCACCAGGAGUCAACCACUUCACAAUCCCUCGCUCUGACUUUGUCCUGUUCUCAGACAUGGAAAUAUAUGUGAAAGCUGUGAAUGAACUUGGAGAGGCAACCUCAGCACACAUCACAUUGGAACCUGUCAGUGCAGCAAAGUUUGACCAACCAAAGAUUCUGAAGGUUGAAGCAGUUCCUAAAAGGUAUGGCUGCCUAAAGCUAAGGUGGUGUUUAUCCCAGCACCAGGCCUGGAUGCAUAGCUACUACCUGAUCCUGGAAGUCCGACUUAAGACCGCUGAUAGCAGCCAAUGGAAUGAACCAAUCCUUGUGGACCGUGUCAAGCCAAUGAGACCUGUGGACCAGUGUCGUCUCCUCCAUGGGACUCAGUAUCUUGCCCAGAUCAGAGUCAGAUACCAGCAAAGUCCGUGGAGUGAAUGGAGCAGCAGCCAGUCUGGGGUCACCUUGGAGAGUGCUCCCACUGGACGCCUAAACUCGUGGAUGAAGGUAUCUGGGAAUCACGCGCACCAACAACUCAACAUACACUUGUUUUGGAAGCCAUCAAAACAAUUCCGCGCCAAUGGCCAAAAUGUGUCAUAUAUUGUCUCACUGCAAAAAGCGCCAGUUGAAAGGGGUCGGGUGUGCUCUACUACAGGGAAUUACUGUGCUUUCCAGCUCCCUGGGAGAGCAAAGAAAGUGUAUCUGAGUGCUGUAAAUGCAGCAGGGAAAUCCCCCUCGACUGAAGUUCGUAUUUACCAACCUGAAGAUCGUGCUGUGAUAUCAGACGUUAGAGCCAUUCCUCAAGAUGACAGAUCCCUACUGGUCCAGUGGAGAAGACUGGUUUCUUCAAGUCUCACCGAUUAUGUGGUGGAAUGGAGACCUUUGUUAAAAACAGACCUUUCCCUCAUCCAGUUUGAAAUUGCUGACAGGAACCAGUCGAGCCUUGCCAUAACAGGCAGCUUUGAGCCAUACAAGCCCUAUGGGAUCUCUGUGUAUCCUAGGUUUAAGGAUGGGAUAGGCCUUCCUCAGACUGUUAAUGCCUACUCUAGACAAAAGGCGCCAUCUGUGGUCCCAAAAAUAAGAAUUAAGAAGACAUGGCAGUCUCAUAUUGAGCUUACCUGGGAUGAAAUACCUUUAGAUCAAAGGAACGGAAUUAUCCAGAACUACAAAGUCGUCUACCGGGAUAAGAAGGGACCCAUUAACAUGGUGAAUGCGGACCUGGAGGAGAGGAGGGUGAUCCUCAGAGACCUCAACACAUUGUCUCUAUACGAAGCUUUCCUGAUGGUUAGCACACUCAGUGGGAGCCGGAAUGGGUCAACAAUUCAUUUUGAAAUUGAGCCCUUUGAUGCGGUUGCUGUUGUGAUGAUUGUGACUGCAUCUGGUGUUGGACUGUCAUUGAUGAUUAUUUUUGUUGUCAUGACUUGUUUCUCCAACCACAAAAGGCUGAAGGUACGUUUCUGGCCAGCUGUUCCAGAUCCAGCAAAUAGCAGCAUCAAAAGAUGGACUUCAGACUCAACACGGGAUACCAGCCUUUCCUUGGACGCUGAUGAGCCAAAUCCAAUAUACCUGUCCCACCUCAGCUUCCUGGACCUACCUAUGAAACUAAAUAAACAGGAUGAUGACCUGUGGUUAAACAGUGCAGAGGACACCAGUGAUCUCGGAGACUCCAUUUGUGGUUCACCCUUCAUCCCUGGCUACUCUGGUUCAAACAGCGACUCUGUUCCCUAUGCUACUGUGAUCUUCUCUGGUGCUUGCACAAGCAGGCCACCCAAAGAGCCUCAUCAUGUCUACCUGCGAUCUGAGUCCACACAGCCCCUUUUGGAGACAGAAGAAUCCUUUAGUCCAAAGUGCUACCAGAAUAUGGCAGCUGAUGGGAUGACAAGGGAGCAGUGUUUUUUUGGUCCAUGUGAUAAUGAUGGGCCUGAAGAAGGAACAGAUCAAGUUAUUCUUUGGGAUGACUUUCCUUUUCUUCAAGCAUUAGCCAUGAAUGAUACUCAAAAUGACUAAAAGUAAUUCGCUGAUUAUUAGAGCUACAACGAUUAAUUGAUUAGUUGAUUGACAGAAAAUUAAUCAGCAACUAUUAUGAUCAUUGAAUAAUCACUUAGGCCCUUUUUAAAGUAAAAAUUCGCAAAAUUUGAUGGACGCAGGUUCUCAAAUUUGAGUAUUUGCUGCUUUUCCUUGUCUUAUAUUACAGAAUAUCUUUGAGAAUAUCUUUUUGAGGGGUUUUGAGCUGUUUUUCGACAAAGUACUGUAAGACCUUUGAUGACGUCACUGUUGACUGUAAGAAACUGUGUUAGACAUUUUUCACUGUUUUGAUGGUUUAUAGACCAAAAUGAUGAUGAAUCAAUUAAUCAAAAAAAUAAGAUUAAUCGAUAAUGAAAAUAAUUGUUAGUGGCAGCCCUUCUGAUUGUAAGAGUAGCCACUGUGCAAGAUUUUGAUGCAGAUUUCAGUUUGUAUAAUGAGCCUCUUGUGGUGAUCCAGCUAAGCACACAGCUAUAUAUUCCUGCUAGAUUCAAUGCUGCAAUGACUUUAAUAUUUGAUGAUUAUGAUGCUUUGUCUAUACCGCACUGUGCAGAUAUAUCCUCUCUUUGUAAGAAAAUAUUCUUACUGAAGAACAUUUUUUAAGGUUGAAAUGUUACUUUUGUGGGUUAUAUGUGAACUUGUUUUCUAAAAUACUUAUAAUGACAAGGGAACAACAGCUUCUUAUAAUAAAAAAUA